Aspergillus puulaauensis is the source of this 297-nucleotide messenger RNA. RefSeq lists its product as uncharacterized. The coding region runs from base 1 to 297 and encodes 98 amino acids. The transcript has a single exon. NCBI's taxonomy places the organism in Eukaryota, Fungi, Ascomycota, Eurotiomycetes, Eurotiales, Aspergillaceae. The record is from RefSeq and is a predicted model, not a curated record.
AUGCUCAACGCGGAUUUCGCGAAUCUGAUGCAGGGCGGCUGGGAGGAAAUCGCACACUCUACGGCUGCAUUUUCAUCGCGUGAGGGAGCGAGAACUAUCCUGACCAUUAGCUCGUCGAUUACAGAGCUUCCAACGGACCUUCGACGGAUGGACCCCGGAGAACCUGGGAACUACUGUGAGCAGAUUCGAUAUGCUCGCUUGUCGUCUGCUUCCUCAGCACUCGCAACUUGUCUGCGGGUUGAUGAUGAAGUAUGGCGUCGUGCGCUACAGUAUUGUAUGCUUCUGCCCAGUCCUUGA